CCCUCCGUUACCGCUAUAAAACGGCAUGGCGAGCGCUACCAUCUCACCUGUAGCACCACCACCACCAGCAGUUGCGCCGCUUCCACUGCAGGCGUCGCGGUUGGAGCCGGAGGGGCCUCGUCGCCAAGGUUUCCUCAUGGAAGCGCCUCCCCGCGACGAUAACAAUGACAACGCCAACCACCACCCUAUUCUCUCAAUCCGCCGCGGGUAUCGGCGCCGCCACUGCCUCCCCCACAACCCCGACCCGGCCAAGCGCAUCCGCCGCGCCGAGGGGGAGAGCUCCCGAUCCGCCUCCGGCACCGACCCGCUCCCCCAGGAUGACGGCUCCGGGAAGAUCGACGAGAAGAACGCCACCGACGCCCCGCCGCUGCGCCGCGCGAGUUGCCUGCAAUCCCUGGCGCACGGGUCAAUGUCGGUGCUGGGGAGGCGGAGGGACAUGGAGGACGCGGUGACGGAGGUAACGGGUCUCGCCGUGACGGCGGCGGGGGCGGGCGGGUACGCGUACUUCGCGGUGUACGACGGGCACGGGGGGGCGAUGGUGGCGCGGGCGUGCCGCGACAGGCUGCACGUGGCGGUGGCGGAGGAGGUGUGGCGGCGGGGUGCCGCGGGCGAGGGGGACGGACCCGAGAUGUGGAGGCGGGCGCUUGAGGCGGGGUUCGCGAGGGUGGACGCCGAGGUGAUGGAGGCCGCCCGGGCGAUGAAGAAGGGGAUGGUGGGCUCAACGGCGGUGGUGGCGGUGGUUGCCGAGAAGUGGAUCGUGGUGGCCAACUGCGGCGACUCAAGGGCGGUGCUCUCCCGCGGCGGGGUAGCCGUGCCACUGUCAAUCGAUCACAAGCCUGACAGGCCCGAUGAGCUCAGGCGAGUAGAAGCUCUAGGAGGGAGAAUCCUCUGUUGGGACUGUCCUCGUGUCCUAGGAGUACUAUCCACUUCUAGGUCCUUUGGUAUGUACAUGUUCAUACUUGAUCGAUGACAAAGGUAAAUACAAUCAUUCAAUUACUUCGUUUAGAAUAUAAAAGCUAAUGUUCAGCCAUGACAAAAUUGGAUAAAUGAGUUCCCAUUGAUCAUGGUCGUUCCUUAGAAAAUAGAGGGAAUAAGUCUUUCUCUUUUUGAGUAUUGAGCGAGGAAAAUCUACAACAUGAAACCAGUUAUAAAAGAGACCAGACGCGAAUUCUGGAGUCUUCGUUUAUAGGCUUAUCAAAAUACUACUAUGACAACAAAUCAACUGCUUUACAACAGUUAGCAGAAUCCAAAUUAUAGAACAACUCUUCAUCUUUU
Molecule: messenger RNA, 1275 nt
Organism: Musa acuminata AAA Group (dessert banana)
Lineage: Eukaryota; Viridiplantae; Streptophyta; Magnoliopsida; Zingiberales; Musaceae
Product: protein phosphatase 2C 51-like
Exons: 2
Coding region: 26-970 (314 amino acids)
Biological process (GO): peptidyl-threonine dephosphorylation
Cellular component (GO): nucleus
Molecular function (GO): cation binding; protein serine/threonine phosphatase activity
Source: RefSeq, a predicted model, not a curated record